Molecule: messenger RNA, 4368 nt
Organism: Triplophysa dalaica
Lineage: Eukaryota; Metazoa; Chordata; Actinopteri; Cypriniformes; Nemacheilidae
Gene: pear1
Product: platelet endothelial aggregation receptor 1
Exons: 24
Coding region: 221-3280 (1019 amino acids)
Cellular component (GO): membrane
Molecular function (GO): protein binding
Source: RefSeq, a predicted model, not a curated record
UGUCAUUGUCGCGCGCGCUCUUCUGCAUAGAAUCGCACGAUAUAGACGCAAAACAAUUUACCUUUAAUUUUAGGAGCAAGACACGGUUACAAACUGUAUACACUGAAUUACCUUAAAAAGCGUAAAGGACGGAUCUCCAAAGGAUCUCCAUUGUCUUCGGGACGCAGCUCUUCAGAAUAUUCCCUCAGUAAAUUCCUAUGCCACUUCUCUAGUAAGCAGGAUGAAGAUGGCGGAGAGCUGUGUGGUCCUGUUUAUCUUGGGCUGUCUGUGUGGACUGUCAUUGUCUCUGGAUCCUCGAGAUCCAAACGUCUGCAGCUUAUGGGAAAGUUUUACCACUUCAGUAAAGCAAUCAUAUGCUCGCCCGUUUGACCAAGUGUACGAAGAGACCUGCGCUGAACCCUGGAGUGCGAACAAAUGUAACCGACACAGGAUAACUUAUAAAACAGCAUAUAGACAGGUGGUGAAAAUGGACUACCGUAGGAGAUAUCAGUGCUGCCGUGGGUUUUAUGAGAGCAGAAAUAAAUGUGUCCCACGCUGCACAAAAGAGUGUGUCCAUGGUCGAUGUGUAGCACCUGAUCGGUGUCAGUGUGAGAACGGCUGGCGAGGAGACGACUGUUCCAGCUCAUGUGAUGCCCAGCAUUGGGGUCUAGAGUGUAGGCUGGCCUGCGAGUGUCAGAAUGGAGGAGUGUGUGAUGCUCUCACGGGGUCCUGCCUUUGUCCUUCUGGAUUUACCGGUGAACACUGUCAGGACCCCUGUUCCGAAAAGUUUUUCGGUCGAGGCUGUCUACAGCAGUGCCAGUGUGGAACAGGAGGGUUCUGCAAUAAAACCACUGGAGAAUGUGUGUGCAAAGGAGGUUUUACUGGAACUUUGUGUGAGGAGUCGUGUUUCAAGCCAAACCGAUGUUCUCGACGUUGCCCAUGUCAGAAUGGAGGCAUUUGCCAGGGAACGGGGGUGUGCUUGUGUCCUCCUGGCUGGAUGGGUGCAGUCUGUACCGAGCGAUGUCCACCAGGCCGGUUUGGUAGUAACUGUGUUAGUGAAUGUAUGUGCCAUAACGGUGGCCACUGUGAUCCACAGAACGGCCAAUGCCAGUGUGAUGCGGGCUACACGGGAGACAGGUGUCACGAUGAGUGUCCAGUAGGUACGUACGGUGAGACCUGUAAGGGCGUGUGUGACUGUGCUAAUGGAGCCCGGUGUUAUAACAUCCAUGGCGGAUGUCUGUGUGAACCGGGCUUUACCGGACCCCGCUGUGACCAGAGAAUGUGUCCCGUUGGCCUUUAUGGCAUUCACUGUGAACAACGGUGCCUCUGCAACUCCCAAAACACCCUCAGCUGUCACCCUCUAAAGGGGGAAUGUACCUGUCAGUCUGGUUGGGCGGGGCUGUAUUGCAAUGAGACCUGUCCUCAUGGUUACUACGGAAACGGUUGUCUGGAACCCUGCCUCUGUGUGAACGGAGGGGUGUGUGACACAGUGACCGGCCAGUGCCAUUGUGCCCCCGGAUACACAGGGAAACACUGUGCUAAACUGUGUGAGGAUGGCCUCUAUGGGAAGAACUGCUCAUCUCAGUGUACCUGUGUAAACUUUAUAGCCUGUUCUCCUAUUGAUGGCACAUGCUACUGUAAAGAAGGCUGGAGGGGACCCGACUGCGCCGUUGCAUGUUCAAAGGGCACGUGGGGUCCUGGCUGUAACUUCACAUGUCACUGUGCAAAUGGAGGGACCUGCAACCCUGCCGACGGCUCAUGCAAGUGCACAGCGGGGUGGAGAGGAGACUAUUGUGAUGAGUCCUGUCCGAUAGGCACGUUCGGCCCAGGCUGUCAACACAAAUGUGACUGUCUUCAUGACGAAGGAUGUCACAGUAUUGCAGGACAAUGUCUGUGUUUACCCGGCUGGACAGGUCUUCGCUGCACGCAGCAAUGUCCAGAAGGGACAUGGGGCCAUCAGUGCAACCAGACGUGCUCCUGCCUCAACAGCGCCCCCUGUCAGGCACACACCGGAACAUGUCUGUGCAAACCUGGAUUCUGGGGAGCUCAGUGUCAACACAAGUGCAGCGCUGGUCUGUAUGGAGAGAAGUGUAGUCGACAGUGUCCCUCAUGUGUUCAUGCCUCCUCCUGCCAUCACAUCACAGGCGAAUGUCAGUGUCUGCCUGGAUUUACAGGAUCAUUAUGUGAACAAGCCUGCCCCAUCGGUCGCCAUGGAAAGCAGUGUAGCAGCGUGUGCAUGUGCACCAACAAUGCGACGUGUCAUCAUGUAGAUGGCGCCUGUCUCUGCCCACCAGGAUGGGCCGGAUCAGACUGCUCCUCAUUGUGUCCGACAGGGACGUUCGGCACUAACUGCGCUCUGACCUGCUCAUGUCCUCCAAACCAUUCCUGCGACCCUCACACCGGAGACUGUGUUUGUGUACCUGGACCGGACACGGACUGCAAACCAGAGCGGGAGCUAAACAUGAUGGUGCCUGUGUCUCCGGUGGAGAGAGACUCAUGGGGAGCGAUCGCAGGCAUCGUGGUGCUGGUGAUUUUGGUGGUGCUCUUGUUGGCGAUUUUGCUGUUGUAUCGUCGCAGACAGCAAGACAAACAGAGCAACACACCCGUUGUUUCUUUCUCCUCGACCCGUACUGUCAGUUCAGAAUAUGCUGUGCCAGAUGUACCGCACAGCUAUCAUCACUAUUACUCAAACCCAAGUUACCACACGCUGUCUCAGAAUAGACCUCCACUGCCGCACCUCCCCAACAACCAGGACAGAGUCAUAAAGAACACCAACAACCAGCUGUUCUGCAGUCUGAAGAACAGGGAGAGAGAGAGGAGAGGUCUGUUUGUAGCUGACACAAAUGCAACUCUUCCUCCAGGAUGGAAACACCAGGAACCAAUUAAAGAUGCAGGGGCUUUUGGGAUUGAUCGGAGUUACAGCUAUAGCGCUACUCUUGGGAAGCACUACAACAAAGAUUUAAAAGAUUCUUGUGUGGCAGUGAGCAGCAGCUCUCUGAACAGUGAGAACCCGUACGCCACCAUCAAAGAUCUGCCUGGCUUGCCACCGUGUCCUCCAGAGAGCAGCUACAUGGAGAUGAAGUCUGCGGUGCCCCGAGAGCGAUCUUACACUGAGAUCAGCCCGCCCGCCGUGACCUCGUCUUCUCUAGUGUGCAGAGAACACUGUUCCCUCGGCAACGUUCUGGAACAGGAAACUCAGAAUCACUACGAUCUUCCAAUCAACAGCCACAUCCCCGGGCAUUACGACCUGCCCCCGGUACGGAGACCCCCAUCUCCAUCGCCACGGAGACUGCCACACUGACCUCCGGAUUUAAAACACUUUGGUCCUUCUUGAAAAUCACUACAAUCACUCGCAUAUGAAUGCAUUGAUGGAUAGAUGCGACCAAAAACAAUGACUGAGGCCUGAGCUGCACAACACUGCCAUCUAUUGGACACUAUUGAAUGUUCAUGGAGCAAAAUGUCUCCGUAAAGGAGGGGUUAUGGUCUUGGCCAUCCGUGCUCCACUCGCAUGAUAAUUUUCAUCAUCAGGAGGUUCCGUGACCGUCCGCACACCCCGUCCGCGAGGACCCUAUUUUUUGAGACCACGUGGACGUGACGCGUACAACAGCACAUGCACGAGAAAAGUGCAAUAGUCCUCUAGGGGUACAAUACACAGCAAGUGGGCAGCUGAAACCAAGACGGGAAAGCUAAGAAGCAUAUCCUUCUCCAUACUCUUUGGUUUUUGUCUUGCUGUUUACUCGGAUUGUUUGCAUUGGCGAAUGACUUCCUGCACCAUUAAUUUGCAGUGGGUCUUUGAAUGACGCGACUCAGCGCUGCCCUCUGAUGGUCUGUUACGGACGCGCACAGUCAAGUGUACCCCCUGCUUUAGAGGAAUUUAAAACCCAAAGCAAACUAAGCUGUCUAAAGCUCUACCAUUCUUUUCCUCCUGUGAAUAUUUUGGGUGUCUUUUGUAACAACUGACGAACAAGAACCAGCUUUAAAUAGCAUUUAACAAUUUGCUGCAUACUGCAUAUUUGCACAUGUUUUUUUGGCAGUUUUUUUAAUAGAAAUAUUUUCCUGCCGUCACAAAAGUUGCCAUAUAAAAAUCAUCUUUAUGUGAAAUAUACACAUAAAAAGGCCCAAGAUAGGCAAAGCAUGUUCAUUUAUGCAAUAUAUUUUGAUAAAGCCAUAUCUAGGUAAGAGCUGGGCUAAAUGCUUUAUAGUAUUUUAUCCAAUCUGGUAAUCAGGGUUGUAAAUGUCAGUAUGAUUAUAUAAAUAAAAUUAAGUUACAAAAAAAUAUGAAAAUUCUUUAUAUGAGAUUGUAAAUUUGAGGGCACAUUAAAAAAACCUUUGCUUUGAAUGUCAGAAACAUAAAAACUGUAUAUAGUGUAAAUAAAUAUCAGUUUUCAU